Protopolystoma xenopodis is the source of this 471-nucleotide messenger RNA. NCBI's taxonomy places the organism in Eukaryota, Metazoa, Platyhelminthes, Monogenea, Polystomatidea, Polystomatidae. The record is from the annotation of a GenBank genome assembly.
AUGAGAUGGGCUAACUCAAUACGACGCAGGUCGGCCGGCAGAGACGACGUAGCCGUCAAGUGGGCCUGUAUGACAUUCACUCAAACGCCGAACCGACGACCUCCGAUAAACCCGCCUCCAUACCACCGUUCUCCCAGUUUUACCUGCUCCCCUCAAUUUGCUCUUGUCUCCUCUGCCUCUGCUGCUGCGUCUCCAUUUCAACCGGCCUCGGCCCGCCUCGUCGUCCGUCGCGAAUUUAAGGCCACAUUUGCCUCAUCAACCAUUUUCUAUUAUGCUUCUCUCUCAAGUCUCUCAACGUCCAGCGAGUCGGAGCCAAACGUCCAGAAGGUGACCCCGCCUCCACAGACCUGCAGGACAGGACAAGACAGGACAGGACAGGACAGGACAGGACAACACGCCUCGGACUGUGAGGUAGCUAUGCAACUUGCCAGACGUCGGCGUCAGGGCCGUUUGUGCUCGAGAUGGCCGUAA